AUGUCCGCUGAGCUCCGAGCUCUAGAAGAUAACUCCACUUGGAUUCUCGAGCAACUUCCACCUUGUAAGAAACCCAUUGGAUGUUUUCGCCAAUCUCAGGCUGAUCACUCAUUAUUCACUCUUGUCACUCAUACCAGCAUCAUUAUUGUUGUUGUAUAUGUUGAUGAAAUCUUAGUGGCAGGCAAUGCUCUACCCCAAAUUCAGUUUUUCAAGAACCUUAUCUCCACUCACUUCAAAAACAAAGACCUUGGCUCUCUAAAGUUCUUUCUUGGCCUCGAAGUUGCACGUACUUUUACAGGCAUUUUCUUGAAUCAGCAAAAAUAUGCUCUGGAUAUACUUUCUGAUAGUGGUCAACUUGGUGCCCGGACUGCCUCCUUUCCAAUGGAACAACAUUUGAAGCUUUCCAAUGAAGAUGAAUCUUUACUUCCUGAUCCUAGCAUUUAUCGUCGUCUAGUUGGUUGUCUCAUUUAUUUGACCAUCACUCGACCUUACAUUGUUUAUGCCAUCAACAUUCUUAGUUAG
Messenger RNA from Pistacia vera, 522 nucleotides. RefSeq lists its product as uncharacterized. Lineage: Eukaryota; Viridiplantae; Streptophyta; Magnoliopsida; Sapindales; Anacardiaceae. The transcript has 2 exons. The record is from RefSeq and is a predicted model, not a curated record. The coding region runs from base 1 to 522 and encodes 173 amino acids.